This is a messenger RNA of Pocillopora damicornis (cauliflower coral), 2767 nucleotides long. RefSeq names its product tyrosine-protein phosphatase non-receptor type 21. The record is from RefSeq and is a predicted model, not a curated record. Gene Ontology annotation, cellular component: cytoskeleton. Gene Ontology annotation, biological process: protein dephosphorylation. Gene Ontology annotation, molecular function: protein tyrosine phosphatase activity. Lineage: Eukaryota; Metazoa; Cnidaria; Anthozoa; Scleractinia; Pocilloporidae.
UGUGAGGUUUACGUUUCGCGAAAGCGAUUGCUUAUUAGCUAAAGCGCGUAAACUAUUAUCGUUUUAGGGAAAAAUACGAUAAGAACUAUAUCGUUGUUCAUGUUUGAGGAUAGCUAUGCCGUUUGGCAUAUGUACAAAACCUUUAAAAGAUGAUUUGAUAAAGUAUCUUCCAAUACUUGUCGAAACACCAGACAAAUCUUGCAUAGAAGUGACGCUGUCGAAAGACGCCAUAGGGCUAGAGUGUUUGGAGAGUGUGACGAAGGAACUUGGUCUACACGAGGUUGGAUACUUUGGUUUAUGUUACAAGACUAAGAAAGGCAUUGAUUGGUGGAUUGUAUUGGAGAAAUCAAUAAAGAAACAGUUAGAACAGAACACUCUCAGUUCUGUUGGCAGCAUCAGACUUAAGUUGAAGAUUCAUUUCUUUGUGACUGGUUCCUCUUGGUUAAAACUUCAAGGCAAACUGAUAAGGAGCUUUUACUAUUUACAACUCAAAGAUCAAAUUCUUGAAGGGAGUCUGUCAUGUGAAAAAGACUCUGCAGUGUUGCUGGCCUCAUACACUGCACAAGCUGAGCUGGGCGAUUAUGAUGCUGAAACAUUUGUUACCUUUGCAGAAACCCACAACCUCUACCCUUCUAGUGUUGCUGCUUCUCAUGCAAAGGAAAUCCUUGAUCAGCAGGUGAUAAAAUUUUAUAGCCAUCACAGGGGUUUGACACGUGAAGAAGCACAGCUUGAGUACAUUUUGAUUGCUCAACAACUGGAGGGAUAUGGUGAUGAGUAUUACCCUGCAAAGGGUAAUGAUGGUUCUAUCAUUCUAGUUGGUGCAUCAUUUCUUGGCAUUGUAGUUAGACAUCCUCAUGGGUUGCCUCCAGCAUAUUUCAGAUGGCCUGAUAUUGUUCGCAUUACUCACAACAAGAAGUACUUUUGUAUUGAAAGUACCAAAUCAUUUGAUAUCAUCCAAUUUGAAAUGGAUGAUGCACCAACAGCUAAGUAUGUGUGGCGGAUGUUUGUAGCACAUCAUCAGUUUUGCCGUCUGAAUUUAUCCAGGUCCAGCACACGAGCAUCUACAGCAAAGCACCAACCACAUAACAUUAGACUGAGCAAACAUGAAUUCAAGAAGAAAACUGGAGUUGUUGCUAGCAGUGAUGGAAGUGGAUCACUAAGCUCAUUUAGCUCAGUGACAGGCUUAGAUAAUCCUGUUUUCACUGAACGCAGUGGUACAGGCUCUGACACUGAUACAAGAUACAGCGGCAUACAACACAAGGAUAACACUGACUGUGUGUCACGUGACUCCUCAAAUUCAACCAAUCGCAGCACGUUGCCCAGACCUCAUUCUCUAAACUUGUCUUCAGUGAACAGUGGACAUGAGUUUUUACUUCGUGAUGGCUUUUGUACCUCACAAAACUCUCUUGAUCACAAUCGAAGCCUUUAUAGCCAUGGAUUGUUAAACGGCGCAACAGUGACUAAUGAGGUGGGAAGCUCACUGUCUAUGGACUCAGGGAAUCCCCUUGGGACACAGUCACUUGAGAGCUUGAAUGACAGAAGUCACAACACCCCGCCUUCUAACGCUUCGUCGGACCAAGCCUGCUCUCCAAGCGUUCGUGUGUCAAGACCAGCCCGUCCAGUUUCUCUUAGUUUGGAACAGUUAGUGGCAGACAAUGCAAGUGAAGUGACUGGCCGAACCAGUGGAUACAGUACAUCAAAUGACUCAGACCUAGAGGAAGGCAGGGAUAUGGAAUAUGAAUGUGGCAAUGAGUUACCUUUUUCUCGGGAAGCACAGCUCGAGGAAUUAGAAAAAAUCUUCAACGAAGGACAAGUAUUCACAGAAUUUCAAAAGGUCGAACGGAGAAGUGAGAAGCUAACAUCUGCCAGUGCCCAGUGCGGUGGGAAUGCAGAGAAAAACAGAUAUAAAGACGUCAUUCCCUACGAGGAAUCUCGAGUCCGUUUAAAUCCUCGCAACAAUUCAAGUGGCAGCGAUUACAUCAAUGCAGACUAUGUCAAGGAGGACGUGGGGACUAAGACCUACCGUUACAUUGCCGCCCAGGGCCCCAUGGAGAACACAGUGGCUGAUUUCUGGCAGAUGGUGUGGGAGCAGAAUGUUACAAUUAUAGUGGCUGCAACAGACGACAAAGUUAGCAGCAAGACUACGUGCUAUCCUUACUGGCCAGAGGACUUGGAUGGGAGCCGAAAAAAAUUUCAUUGUUUUGAAGUGGAAACAGUUUCUAUCCGGAUUACAUCGUCAUUCAAGGUGCGCAAACUAUCGCUACAUAUGGCUUCUUCAAAGGAAAAGAAAAUGAUUUGUCAUUUGCACUUUACUGAUUGGCCUGAUCAUGGAGUACCACAAGAUCCUAAACAUUUUCUUGAAUUUCUGGAUGAAUUAGAGUCUGCAAGGCAACAGGUCAGCUCAAACCAUGGUCAUGCGCAGGAAGUUCAACCAGUGUUAGUUCAUUGUACGGCCGGUGUUGGGAGAACUGGGGUCAUUAUACUUACCGACCUUAUGAUUGGCUGCUUACAGAGUAAUCAGAGAGUUAACAUUCUUAAGUCACUGAUCCAUCUCCGAAGCCAAAGGAUGCUGUUAGUGGCAAACUUCGGUCAAUAUCGGUUUGUUUACACCGUACUUAUACACUUCCUCAAAAAUAGCAGACUGAUAUAAACUUGGCAAGGUAGAUGAAGAGUCAGUCAGCGGUGGCAUACAGACAGACUUCAGCUGGUGUCAGGAACACCAAAAUACUCACCCUCAACUUCUGGGCCCGUAAACGGCAAUUUUUUU